AAAAAAAAAAAACUAAAAGUUAAAACGUAUAACAUACUUUUACCUAUUAUAAUGAAUUUGUAAAGUUAUAUUUUAUAAAAGUCGUACAUAUUAUUCAACUUAUUACUGGUUACGAAUUCUAUUUUCUUACACCUACGUUUCAAUUGUUAGUUUUAAGUUUCAAUAUGGCCAAUCAAAAAGAACAGGCCGUUCUACCCGAAGAAGAGUAUUUGGAGAAUAUUGGUAAAAUCAUUGAAAGAGAUUUCUUCCCAGAUCUGGAAAAGUGGAAAACUCAAAAAGACUAUUUAGAUGCCGUCGAAAUAAAUGACACAAAGAAACUACGGGAAAUAUACGAAAAAUAUAGUAUAAGCAAAAGACUACUAGCUACACAGCCAGAUGCCAGUCCAGAUACUUUUGAAACGCCACAACCUUCUAAAGGGCCGUCAUCUAGUAGAGCUGAUGAUUCAAGUAUUAUCGAUGGUGGGAAAAAUGAUGAUAACAAAACAAAAACUGUUGAGAAUACCAGUUUAGAUAAGUUCUUAAGUAAAACCACAAGUGAAGACAAUCAAAGUUUCAAUGAUAUUAUUAAGGAAUCAGAAAUUCAAUUCCGCAAAAAGAACGCUUGGUUGUUUGAAGGCGAAACUAAAGCUUUGGAAAUGGUAGAUACACUCCAAGUGCCAUCUAUUGAAGACCAAGCAUCCAUAACGGAUAGGCCGUUUAACAUGAACUCUUGGACAUUCAAAAAUAAAAAUUACAUUAUGUAUGUCCCCGACGGAGUUCAAUUAACAAAAGAAGAACUAAUAAGUAUGGCUUCUAAACGACAAAAAAUCGAACAUUCUAAUACGCGUCUUCGUCUGAAUCCAUUUGAUGAACAACACAACAAACAGCAAUUGUGUAGCUUGGCGCAUAUGCAAACUCGGCAGUUGGACGGCAAAAUCGGUGUUGACGGCAAAGAAUUAACUUCUUACACCCCUAAAAUAAACGGAUAUGGUUUUGUCAAAACUCCUUCUCCAGCUCCGGGUGUCAACCAGAGUCCGUUGAUGACUUGGGGAGAAAUUGAGGGCACUCCGUUUCGUUUGGACGGAAGCGACACACCGUUGACACCUAAUAAUUCUGGGCCUACUUUUAAAAUACCCGAACAGCCUAAAAGGGAACGAUUGGCUCAUGCCCUUGCUGAAAAAGCAAGUGAGAGCCAUAGGAAUAAAAAGUUUAAAGCCUUAGAAACAGCUAGAAGACAGUUAUCAACGCCUUCGCCAUCUCAUUUAAUGACAAGUCCAUUGGACAGAUUGAAUACCAUGUCACCGGCUGCACAACGUUUAGUAUCUAACCGUUUAAGCAGUGAUAGAAGAAGAGAUUUUGCAUUGAGAGCGUCUUACAGCCCAUCGCCACAAUCGACGCCCACUCGAUCACCAGCUAUUUCACAGUUGAAAAGUGAUUUGAAAAAAUCUACACCCACAAGCGAAAAGAAACAAUAUGAUGUACCUAAAAACUUGACCGAUAAUUUAUUGAACAUCAAUGUUGCAAAACGUUCUAGAGCAGUUGAUUUUUUUUAAAUGGUUAAAAAAAAAAAAUGAAAUUAAACUAAUAUGUAAAAUACUUUGUUGUACAGUAAAUUAAUUAUAUUGUUAAUUUUGUAAAAACGCUAAGACAGUAGUGCUGAAUACUGUUACGUUGCUCGCUUCCUGUUCGACAAAUGAUAUUGAUAUGCUAAAACAUGAAAAUACUUUGUAAAAAAAAAAAAAAAAUUGACUUGUAUAUUUUUAUUCUGUUACUUUUUGUCUGGUAUUUUGAAGUAAUCUACAAUGUGCUUUACCAGUACUUGAGCGUGCUUUACAUUUUGUUCGGGAGUUAUUUUCCCCGAACCGCCCACUAUCUUCAACGUUCCCAAGACGCAACAGCCAUCCACGCCGUGCCAAUAAAUAUUUUGAUUAGCGUUUACGUGCACUACGGAAAACUGAAAUUCAAUGCGACCUUUACUUUACUAACGUAUCCAAUGAAUUAAGAGUUUUUUUUUGUCAACGUAUCUAUAGAAUAGAACUACAAAGAAAUUUUUUUUAAAUUUUGUAAGUAAUGUUGUACUUCUAAUCUUGUUUUUGGUUUUUCCUAUGGCUAUAAUUUAAAAUAUACUUUAGUCCAUUAAGAACACAGAAUAGGUAAAUGCUUACGUUUUUUGGUGUACUAAACAUGUCUGCCAUUAAUUCAGCCGUUUUAAUUCCAAAAUCUGACGGUAUUUUCGAAGGCUGAACAUUUGUGUCAAUUUGUAAUAUUGGCAUUUUAUAUAUUAUAUUUUCACGGACGAGCUACGGGUUUCAAAACGAUUCUAAACCAAUG
Adelges cooleyi (spruce gall adelgid) is the source of this 2310-nucleotide messenger RNA. RefSeq names its product splicing factor ESS-2 homolog. Bases 165 to 1532 code for a protein of 455 amino acids. The record is from RefSeq and is a predicted model, not a curated record. The transcript has 6 exons. Gene Ontology annotation, cellular component: catalytic step 2 spliceosome. NCBI's taxonomy places the organism in Eukaryota, Metazoa, Arthropoda, Insecta, Hemiptera, Adelgidae.